Molecule: messenger RNA, 8816 nt
Organism: Corythoichthys intestinalis (scribbled pipefish)
Lineage: Eukaryota; Metazoa; Chordata; Actinopteri; Syngnathiformes; Syngnathidae
Gene: znf507
Product: zinc finger protein 507
Exons: 10
Coding region: 114-2591 (825 amino acids)
Biological process (GO): positive regulation of transcription by RNA polymerase II
Cellular component (GO): nucleus
Source: RefSeq, a predicted model, not a curated record
UGUGGGCGCCCCACACACAAGACGCACAGAGGCCACUUUCUUUUUAUGACUAGCGAGUGAAACUAACGUGAGCACUUGCAUGUUUCGAGGACAAAGAGCGCGGCGACUCGGCCAUGGAGGACAUCAACAGUGUCGCCGUGCUAAUUGCCGCCGCCUCUUCCUCAUCCACGCCUUUGUCCGAAGCCCAAGAGCAACAGCACGUGGCGGACGCCCCCAAUUCUCUCAUCCAGGUCAUCGAGAAGCUGAGUAAAAUCGUAGAGAAGCGACCGCAGCGCCGCUGCACGCUAACGGGACAUAAAAGAGCCCAGGCGAGAGCGGACGGAGGGCCUCCCUACAAGAAGCCGAACGAGCGCGCGGAUGGCGACUUGAACAAUAACGAGGGCGAACACAAGCGCCCGUUGACGUGCUACCAGUGCAGCCUGUGCCCCUAUCUGUCGCCCACGCUGGCGCUGCUCAAGGAGCACCUGAAACAACACAACGAGCACAACCAGGACCUGAUCCUCAUGUGCUCGGAGUGCCGCUUCAGUUCCCGAGACCAAACGCAGUUGGAGGAGCACGUCAAGAUGCACGUGGAGAACGGCCCCGAAGCCAAGGAGGCGGAGGAUGGACUCGGGAGGGACGCCGAUCCGGUGGGCUCGGAGUGUGAUGGCGAUCAGAAGAAGAAGAAGAAAAAGUGGUACAUUUACGAGGAGUACGGCUUGUACCGCUGCCUGAUUUGCAGCUACGUGUGCAGCCAACAGCGGAUGCUCAAAACGCACGCCUGGAAGCACGCCGGCCUCCUUGACUGCUCCUACCCGGUUUUCGAAGAGGAGGAAGAAGAAGAGGAAGCCGUCGCGGCGCCCGCCAGUCGAGAGACAGAGUCCCAAAUCGUCAAACUGUGCACGCCGCUCUCCGACGAAGAAUCGAGCCCGUCUCGUGUCGCCGAGGGAGAAGAGGGUGAUUUCGUCAUCAAAGAAGUGAAUGCCGAGGAGUCGGCGAUGGAGGCGGAAGCAGCAACGCAGACGCUGGCAGAGACGGCGUCGGCGGCCGACAGCCUGCUGACGUCAGCACAGAAGAUUAUCAACAGCGACCACAACAGCGCGGGACACAUCAACGUGAUCGUGGAGCGCUUGCCGUCUGCCGAGGACGCCGUCAUGGCCGCCGCGCCGCUGCUGCUGGACCCGGAAGUCGACGACGGGCAGGAAGAAGCCGGCGACUCCCCUCGGGACGAGAACGUGCCACCGGCCGGACGAAAAAGGACUCACUCGGAGUCGCUUCGGCUUCACUCGUUGGCGGCGGAGGUUCUAGUCGCAAUGCCCAUGAGGACCGCCGAGCUCAAGGCGGAAGCGGUGUCCGCGGCAGAGCUAUGCCAGGAUGUGGACGAGGACCACAAGAACCCCGAGAGCCCCGCCGCCGUUGCACCCGCCGGAAUCAGCUCGUCGCUCCUCACCGUUAUCGAGCGUCUCCGCGAACGUUCGGACCAGAACGCGUCGGACGAGGACAUCCUCAAGGAGCUGCAGGACAACGCCAACGCAAUCCCGGAGGGCCCGGGCGCGCCGACCGACGGCGGCCUGGUGGACUACGUGGCCGGAAGCGAGCGGCCGUACCGUUGCCGCCUGUGCCGCUACAGCAGCGGCAACAAGGGCUACAUCAAGCAGCACUUGCGCGUGCACCGCCAGAAGCAGCCGUACCAGUGUCCCAUCUGUGAGCACAUCGCCGCCGACAGCAAGGACCUGGAGACUCACAUGAUCAACCACUGCAAGAGCAGGAUGUACCAGUGCAAAACGUGCGCGCACUCUUUUCACUACAAGAGUCACCUGAGAAAUCACGAGCGCGAGCAGCACAGCGUAGCCGGUUCGGAAGCGUCGGCGCUCGCGGCCGUGGAUGAAAUGGCGACCGCUGCCGAGGAAGUCGAACCAGACGCCGGCCAGGAAGAUGAUCUUCAGAAGGCCUUCAAGUGCGACGUGUGCGACUACACCAGCGCUACGUACGUGGGCGUCCGCAACCACAGACGCAUACACAACUCAGACAAAACUUACCGGUGCCGCCUCUGCGACUUUACCACCACCAACAUGAGCAGCCUGAAAAGUCACAUCAGGAGACACCCUCGGGAGCAACAGGCCGUGCAGCUCUUAGAGCAGUACAGGUGUUCGCUGUGCGGCUACGUGUGCAGCCACCCGCCCUCCCUCAAGUCGCAUAUGUGGAAACACGCCGGAGAUCAGAAUUACAACUACGAGCAGGUCAACAGAGCCAUCAACGAGGCCAUCUCGCAGAGCGGCCGAACUCCCACGAAGACCUCGACGGGGCCCGAGUGUGCGCCGGCACCCUCGCCGGACAUCACCAAAGCCCAGGCGGAUGCGGUUCCCGAACGCCCCGCCUCCUCUCCCCCGACCUCCCGAGGGAGCUCGCCCGCGCCGCCGGUCCAGGUUCAGGUCCCGCCUACAGGUGGCGUGGAAUACUGCGUGCUCCUCUUCUGCUGCUGCAUCUGCGGCCUGGAGUCCACCAGUAAGGAACGCCUGAUGGAGCACAUGAAGGAGCACGAGGGCGACCUCAUCAGCAUCAUCCUCAAUAAUAACAAAGACCCGCUAGCGCACACGCAGGCGGCACAGUAACGCCUCCCCCAAGGAAGGACUACAGUAUCAUUUACCUCAAUCAGUCGGCAACGACAAAUGUUGUCAAUUGAGAGCAAUAGCACACGGUAGAAUGUAGACCCCCGCCAAGGCCGACCGAGCACAAUUUGCGUCACCAAUUUAAAAAUACGUUUCCCAUAUUUAUACAUGAGCUGAGGUUGCAAUUUGGAAAAACUCCAACAAAAAGUUGUCCUGAGGCGAACAGAAUAAUGCUGCGUUCACAGUGUCUACGUUAGCCAUUGACGGCGCUAGACAUCCAAUUCAUUUGGACUGGAUUGGACGUCUAGCACCGUCAAUGGAGCUGAAACUAGAGCAUUCACGGCCAGACUUAAAUGGGCAUUAACAGGUCACUUCCUGUUUAUUUUAGGACAUUUACAUGUAACUGCCUAUUAAGUCAUUUCCUUUUCAGUAACCCAAAAUCAGCAAGAAGUGACCUGGAAAUGCCCACAAAUCAACGGAAAGUGACCCAAAUCGACCGGAAGGGACCUUAAAAUGCCCCCAAAUUGAAGGGAAGUGACCUGAUGACAGGAGUUGACCCCUAAAUGCUCCAAAAUCAACAGGAAGUGACCCAAUAUCAAUAGGAAGUUACCACUAUAUCCCUCGAAAUCAACAGAAAGCGACCCAAUAUGAUUAGGAAGUUAAAUGAUAGCAUCAGGAAGUGACCCCCAAAUCAACAAGUAUUUCCGAAAUAUGCCAAAAUCAGCAGGAAGUGAUCUGAUAUCAACAGGAAGUGACCCUGAAAUUCCCCCAUAUUGACAGGGUUUGGCCUGACAUCAACAGGAAGUUAUAUGCUAUUAACAGGUGGUGACCCUGAAAUGCCCUCAAAUGAAGACAAAAGUGACUUGAUAGCGACAUGAAGUGACCCAACCCCCCCAAAUCAACAGGAAAUGAGCCAAUAUAAAUAAAAAGUUCCACUUAAAUGUCCCCAAAUCAAGAGGGUGACCUGAUCACAACAGGAAGUACCCCUCAAAUGCCUCCAAUCAACAGGAAGUGACCUAAUAACUGAAAGUGACCCCAAAACCCCUCAAAUCAACAGAAAGUGACCCCAUACAAAUAAGUACUCCUUUAAUGGCCCCAAAUCAACAGGAAGUAGCCCCUAAAGGCCCAAAAAUCAACAGGAAGUGACCUAAUAUCAACAGGAAGUGACCCAAAACUCCUUAAAUAUGUAGGGGGGGACUUAACAUCAACACGAGGGUUGAAUGAAGGUUAAAUUCCCCCAAAUCAACAGGAAGUAGCCCCGAAAGGCCCACAAAUCAAUAGAAAGUGACCCAAAACCCCUCAAAUAUGUAGGGGGUGACCUGACAUCAGCAGGAAGUACCCCUUAAAUGCACCCAAAUCAGGAGGAAGUGACCAGAUAGCAACAGUAAGGACCCCGGAAUGCGCCCAAAUCAACAGGAAGUGACCUAAUAUCAAUAGGAAGGAACCACAAAUCCCACAAAUCAGCAGGAAGUGACCCGGUAUGGACGGGAAGCACCCCUUAAAUUCCCCCAAAUCAACAGCAAGUGACCCAAUAUGAACAGGCAGUACCCCUUAAAUGCCCCAAAAUCAACAGGAAGUGCCCUGAUAGCAACAGGAAGUGGCCCUGAUAUUCCCCCAAUUCAACUGGAAGUGACCUUUAAAUGCAUGCAAAUCAACAGGAAGUGACCCUUAAAUACCUGCAAGUGACCUGACAUCGAUAGGAAGUGACCCUGAAAUGCCCCCAAAUCAACCGGAAGUGACCUGAUAGCAACAAGUGACCCUCCACCCCAAAUCAACAGGAAGUGACCCAAUAUGAACAGUACCCCUUAAAGUCCCCCAAAUCAAUAGGAAGUGACCCAAUAUGAACAGGAAGUACCCGUUAAAUGCCCCAAAAUCAACAGGAAGUCCCUGAUAGCAACAGGAAGUACCCCUUAAAUUCCCCCAAAUCAACAGGAAGUGACCCAAUAUGAACAGGAAGUACCCCUUAAAUGCCCCAAAAUCAACAGGAAGUGACCUGAUUGCAACGAAGUGAACACUCACAGACACAAAUCAACAAGAAAUUACCCAAUAUGAACAGAAAGUGCCCCUUAAAUACCCCCAAAUCAGGAGGAAGUGACCUGAUAGCAACAGGAAGGACCCCAAAAUGCCCCCAAAUCAACAGGAAGUGACCUCAUAUCAACAGGAAUUGACCCGAAAUCCCACAAAUCAACUUGAAGUGGCCCAAUAUGAACAGGAAGUUCCCCUUAAAUCCCCCAAAUCAACGGGAAGUGACCUUAUAGCAACAGGCAGUGGCCAACACGAACAGGAAGUAGCCCUGAAAUGGCCCCAAAUCAACGGGAAGUGACCCAAUAUGAACAGAAAGUGCCCCUUAAAUGCCCCCAAAUCAGGAGGAAGUGACCUGAUAGCAACAGGAAGGACCCCAAAAUGCCCCCAAAUCAACAGGAAGUGACCUCAUAUCAACAGGAAGUGACCCAAUAUGAACAGGAAGUAGCCCAGAUAUGGCCCCAAAUCAACAGGAAGUGACUCUGUAUGAACAGGAAGUAGCCCUUAAACGCCCCUAAAUCAACAGAAAGUGACCUGAUCGCAACAGAAAGUAGCCCCGAAAUGCCCGCAAAUCAACAAGAAGUGACCCAACAUGAACAGGAAGUGACCCCCAAAUCAACAGAAGUGACCCAUUCUGAACAGGAUGUACCCUUAAAUGCCCCAAAAUCAACCAGAAGUGACGUGAUAGCAACAAGAAGUAGCCCCGAAAUGCCCCCAAUUCAACUGGAAGGGACCUAAAUCAACAGGAAGUGACCAAAUAUGAACAGGAAGUAGCCAUUAAAUGCCACAAAAUCAACCGGAAGUGACCUGGUAGCAACAGGAAGUAGCCCCAAAUCAGCAGGAAGUGACACCGAAUUGUCCUCAAAUCAACAGCAGGUGGCCCAAUGUGAACAGGAAGUAGCCUUUAAAUGCCCCAAAAUCAACAGGAAGUGACCUGGUAGCAACAGGAAGUAGCCCCAAAUCAGCAGGAAAUUACACCGAAUUGUCCUCAAAUCAAAAGCAAGUGGCCCACUGUGAACAGGAAGUCUCCCGUAAAUGCCCCAAAAUCAACAGGAAAUUACUUCCUAUCACCAGGAACUGUACGGAUGGGUGGCGUUUGGCCUUUUGGCUGGGUUGUUUGAGUUCUGUUGGCCUGGGUCGUUGGAGUUGAGUUGACCCAGGCCAGCGGAACUCAAACAACCCAGCCAAAAGGCCAAACGCCACCCAUCCGCUGUUCCGGUGUUUUUUUGGCAGGAUUCUGGCAACCUGGCUAAAAUAUUCUUAUAUUGAACACACACACAAAAAAAAAGAGCGCGAAAAAGGAGACCCAAAAAAGGGUCCGUGGUAGUUGAUCAGGAUGAAUUAAAAAAUAAAUUAAAAAAACAAACGAAAAAAAAACAAGGCAAUGAUGCUACUAAAAACGAAGGGCUAUACAAACUGUCAAAUGGAAACAAGUCAAUAUCUUGGCAAGCCGCCUAGGAUCGGUUUAAAGACACUGCUGAUGAGCUCUCUUGUCAUUUCCUACAUAAAGACAAACCAAAAAAAACUUCCUUUGCGGAGUUAACAAAAAAAAAAUGGAGCGCUGGUCCAAGUCGAUACCUCGUCUAAACAAAAACCACGCUGGGGCAAGGCAGCUCGAUUUUUUUUUUUUAAGUUAAUAUCUAUAUAAAGCUACUGUCAUAUUUAAUGUUUAUUUAAGACACAUUCACUGCGUGAGUAACCGUUUGUUUCACGAUUUUACCGUUUGAAUUUAGGAAGAAAGUGCGGUUUUGGCGAGGUGGAAAAAGGGAUGAAUUGGUGCCUACUCAACAAAAACAUGUACAGUGUCAACUUCAUUUUUAUAGUUAUAUAUUACGCGUAUAUUGCCCCGACAUGUAUGUUCUAUUUUUAUAUGUAAUCUUUUUGUUAGCUCUUUUAAAAACACAACUUUCUAGCGUUGAAAAAUGGACUGAAGUGCCGCUGACAAUAAAAUAUGGCAAGUCGCAAAAACGUGUCGUUUUUUUUUUCAUGUUUUGAAGCGAGUAAGAGCUUUUAAAAAGGUAGAUGUAAUCCAAUUUUUAAGGAAAUAUGCUUGUGGUGUCUUCGCAGGAUGGGGUUUUUCUACAUAAACCUCUUAAGAGAGCGUCGACGGCGAGAUGACAAUGAGGGAAUGACUGAAAUGAGGCACAAGUAUUGACUCAUAAUCUCUCCUAAGGCAGCUUUUGCUUAAUCCUCAUAUUCCGUUUCUCCGCGGAUGCGAGGAAAGCAGUGGCGGGACAAAUGGGAAAUGGGUCCGGGGGCGAUGAGUGGAAACGGGCCACCCGAGGUGAAUGUCUCAAGCUCUUUAAUUGAAAAUUGCAGUAGGUGUUACAUUUCCAGACGAUCCAGAGUUUGCAAACAAAAUAGUUCACUAGAAUAGUGUGAAUGUUAGCUCACUGGCUGCCAUUGACAGCAUUAGACGUCCAAUUUAUUUAUCCAUCAACGGCACUGAAACUAGAGCAUUCACAUUUUGAGGCAUUUACAGGUCACUUCCUGCUCAUUUGGAGACAUUCUUGAGUCACUUCCCUUUCAGUAACCCAAAAUCAACAUGAAUUGACCUGUUAAUGCCCAAAAAUCAACAGGAAGUGACUGAAAAGGCCCCAAAGUCAACAGAAAGUGACCUGAAAAUACUCAAAAUUGACAGGAAGUGACCAAUAAAUGCUUCAAAAUAAACAGGAAGUGACCUGUAAAUGUCUUAAAUCAAAUGGAAAUGAUCUGUAAGUAGCCCAAAAAUCAUCAGGAAGUGACCGAAAUGGUCCCAAAGUCAACAGAAAGUGACCUGAAAAUACUCAAAAUUGACAGGAAGUGACCGAUAAAUGCUUCAAAAUAAACAGGAAGUGACCUGUAAAUGUCUUAAAUCAAAUGGAAAUGAUCUGUAAGUAGCCCAAAAAUCAUCAGGAAGUGACCGAAAUGGUCCCAAAGUCAACAGAAAGUGACCUGAAAAUACUCAAAAUUGACAGGAAGUGACCAAUAAAUGCUUCAACAUAAACAGGAAGUGACUUGUAAAUGUCUUAGAUCAAAUGGAAAUGAUCUGUAAAUGCCCCAAAAUUUGCAAGUGAUGUGUAAAUAGGCCAAAAUUAACAGGAAGUAACCCGUUAAUGCCCAAAAAUCAUCAGGAAGUGACCGUAAUGGUCCCAAAGUCAACAGAAAGUGACCUGAAAAUACUCAAAAUUGACAGGAAGUGACCAAUAAAUGCUUGAAAAUAAACAGGAAGUGACUUGUAAAUGUCUUAGAUCAAAUGGAAAUGAUCUGUAAAUUGCCCAAAAUUAACAGGAAGCAACCUGUUAGCCCAAAAAUCAACAGAAAGUGACCUGAAAAUACUCAAAAUUGACAGGAAGUGAAAUGCUUCAAAAUAAACAGGAAGUGACCUGUAAAUGUCUUAAAUCAAAUGGAAAUGAUCUGUAAAUGCACCAAAAUUUGCAAGUGAUGUGUAAAUAGCCCACAAUUAACAGGAAGUAACCUGUAAAUGCCCCCAAAAUCAAAUGUGACCUCUGAAUGGCCAAAAAUCAACAGGAAGUGACCGUAAUGGUCCCAAAGUCAACAGAAAGUGACCUGAAAAUACUCAAAAUUGACAGGAAGUGACCUGUAAAUGUCUUAAAUCAGAUGGAAAUGAUCUGUAAAUGGCCCAAAAUUAACAGGAAGCAACCUGUUAAUGCCCAAAAAUCAACAGGAAAUGACCGUAAAGGUCCCAAAGUCAACAGAAAGUGACCUGAAAAUACUCAAAAUUGACAGGAAGUGACCGAUAAAUGUCAAAAUAAACAAGAAGUGACUUGUAAAAUUUGCAAGUGAUGUGUAAAUAGCCCAAAAUUAACAGGAAGUAACCUGUUAAUGCCCAAAAAUCAACAGGAAGUGACCGUAAUGGUCCCAAAGUCAACAGAAAGUGACCUGAAAAUACUCAAAAUUGACGGGAAGUGACCAAUAAAUGCUUCAAAAUAAACAGGAAGUGACCUGUAAAUGUCUUAAAUCAAAUGGAAAUGAUCUGUAAAUGCCCCAAAAUUUGCAUGUGAUGUGUAAAUAGCCCACAAUUAACAGGAAGUAACCUGUAAAUGCCCCCAAAAUCAAAUGUGACCUCUAAAUGGCCCAAAAUCAACAGGAAGUGACCUGUUAUUGCCUUAAAAUCAACAGGUUGGGACUAUAGAGGCCCCAAAGUCAACAGGAAGUGACCUGUAAAUGUCUUAAAUCAAAUGGAAAUGAUCUGUAAAUGCCCCA